Camarhynchus parvulus is the source of this 243-nucleotide messenger RNA. RefSeq names its product chromosome 6 C10orf53 homolog (gene C6H10orf53). The record is from RefSeq and is a predicted model, not a curated record. The transcript is spliced from 3 exons. Bases 1 to 243 code for a protein of 80 amino acids. NCBI's taxonomy places the organism in Eukaryota, Metazoa, Chordata, Aves, Passeriformes, Thraupidae.
AUGGCUCUCGGUGUUGCAAGGCUGGCAGGCUGCGAAGGGGGCUCCAGCAGCUGUGCCAUGUCUGGCCUGAAGGCAGAUGGACAUCGCCUUAUUCUGGAAGUGGUAACAAACUGGAAUGCUGUAGACCCGGUGGUUGACAGGGAUAUUGUAUUUCAUUGCAACAUUUAUGACCUGGAUUUUGGAGCUGAUGGCAAGUUAGAUCCACUUUGUGAAGAAGCCAGAAAAGCAGUGUUAAAUGCUUAA